Messenger RNA from Nicotiana attenuata, 1311 nucleotides. RefSeq lists its product as uncharacterized. The record is from RefSeq and is a predicted model, not a curated record. NCBI's taxonomy places the organism in Eukaryota, Viridiplantae, Streptophyta, Magnoliopsida, Solanales, Solanaceae. The coding region runs from base 1 to 1311 and encodes 436 amino acids. The transcript has 4 exons.
AUGGAAAUACACAAUGAUAUGGGUUUUAGGGUGUAUGUAGAGUUGAAAAAAGAGAACAGAGAAUUCGGGAUGUAUCCUUUGUGCAUAACAACAAUUGACAAAGAAGUUGUAGCCGGAGGUAGUUUAAUUCAAGGCGACAUUGUCCAAAUGGAAGAAGCAGUUCAAAGGUAUAAUUUCGAUACAGAUGAUACCCUUGCCCUUGAUGUUGUAAAUUUAGGCGAACCAAUUGGGGUGUUCGAACUGGACAAGGAUUUUAUAAUUUCAAAAAUAAAUCAAAGGGAGAUUAUGGUUGGACAAGUAUAUAAGGAUAAAGCUACAUUGAAAGAGGUGAUGGAGCAUUACGCUAUAUCAGAAAGGUUUCAAUUCCGGGUUGAUAUGUCUAAUGCAAUCAGCAAUGCAUUAUUAUGUAUGUGCGAAGAUUGUGAAUGGAGGUUUAAGGCUUCUAGCAUUAACAAAUCACAAUUAUUCAAAGUGAGAGAGUUCAAUGAUAAGCAUACAUGUCCGUUGAAGGAUAAGGUGUAUGAGCAACGUCAGGCAAGUAGCAGCCUUAUAGGUGGUAUGAUUAGGCCCAAGCUUACAAAUCAUAAGAGGAAAUACACCCCAAAGGAUAUCAUUGAUGAUGUGAAAACUGAUUUAGGUGUCGAUGUUAGUUACAUGUUGGCAUGUCGGGCUAAAGAAAAGGGGUUCGAUCAAUGUAGACCCAUUGUGGUUGUGGAUGGAAGCCACUUAAAAUCGUAUUACACUGGGACUUUCGUCUCGGCCAGCACUUUGGAUGGUGCAGGUCAUAUACUUCCACUAGCAUAUGGUGUUAUUGAUUCAGAGAACGAUGCUGCUUGGACGUGGUUCUUUGAGCAAUUCAAGGAAGCAUAUGGUGAGAGGGAAAGCAUGUGCAUCGUUUCAGAUAGGAACGAAAGUAUCAUCAAGUCUGUAUCAAGAGUGUAUCCAACUGUACCACAUUUUGCUUGUAUAUGGCAUCUUUGGAACAACGUAUAUAAGAAAUUCAAAAAGAGUCAUUCAAAGUUGAGCGAGAUAUACUUCUCAAUGGCAAAAGCGUACACACAAGCUGAGUUUGACAGUCUAAUGGAGAAGGUAGAAAAGGUAGAUAUUAGGGUGAAGGAAUACUUGGAGUUAGCUGGAUACGAAAAAUGGGCUAGGUUGUAUGCACCUGUCAACAGGGAAUGGACAAUGACGUCAAAUAUUGCCGAGUCAAUCAAUGCCGCACUUGUGUCAGCAAGGGAAUUGCCAAUAUACGACUUCCUCGAAGAAGUUAGGAAAAUGUUCGGACGUUGGAAUUGCAGCAAUCGGAAAUAA